Messenger RNA from Hyposmocoma kahamanoa, 2196 nucleotides. RefSeq names its product delta(14)-sterol reductase (gene LBR). Gene Ontology annotation, biological process: sterol biosynthetic process. The record is from RefSeq and is a predicted model, not a curated record. Lineage: Eukaryota; Metazoa; Arthropoda; Insecta; Lepidoptera; Cosmopterigidae. Gene Ontology annotation, cellular component: endoplasmic reticulum membrane; nuclear inner membrane. Gene Ontology annotation, molecular function: oxidoreductase activity, acting on the CH-CH group of donors, NAD or NADP as acceptor. The transcript is spliced from 4 exons. The coding region runs from base 137 to 2128 and encodes 663 amino acids.
GGCGCUUGGCGUUCGUUGUUGUUGCUUUUAGCGUGUGUGGCGUUUAGAAAACGAGUUGUGAAAUCGGCGUCUGUAAACAAAAAUAUUUCAAAUACCGUGAUAGUGAAUCAAUGAAUAUCCAAUCUCCUUAGGAACAAUGUCCACAAGGAGCGGUCGGAUUAGACCAAAUGUAGUGGAGGUUAGCCCUCCGAGAACGCGUAAAGGUGUGUCUCCUCCGCGCUCUCCUGGGAGACCUAGGAAAAGUUCACCCGCCACGCGGUCUACGUCGCGUAAGUCGCCUACGAGGAAAUCACCGAGCCGCAAGCCAGCAUCGAAAUUUCCCGCCCGAAAAUCUCCUUCAAGAACAACAAAGGAAGCUACAGAGACUGCUGCUCAAAAGUCACCAGGCAAGCGACCUGCAAUUAAAGGCGAUGUUACUGUAAAGUUACACGAUGUCACUAAACUGGAUAUUUACCGCGGUACGCGCUCUCGACGCUCUGAAUACUCGAUCAAAGAUCUGUCAACAGGGUUGUCACAGAACAACGUUAUCGAGGAGCAAGAGAUUGUGAAUGGAAUGGAUUCAUCAAAAUCCAAUGACAUAUAUGGCUUACGAAAGAGGAAAUCAAUCGAGGACGUUGUCCCACGCCGGUCUAGUAGGCUACGGGAAUUUGUUGAUAACAUACCAGAUGUAAGACGAAGCCACAGUAAGUCAGGUAGUAAGUCUAUCAGUAAAUCUAUAAGUCAAUCUAUAACAUUUUCUGAUGAAGAGCAUUCUGAGGAUGAGUUACAGAACAAGAAAUCUGGGUCGGUGACAAGAAAAUUAGCCACUCCAUUAAGAGACAGUGUCAGUAAAUUGGCACAAAUUAGCAGCCGAUGGGAGUUUGGAGGUAGACUAGGAUCUGCUUUUUUGAUGCUGCUGAUUCCUGUAGUGGUGUAUACUAUUCUUCUGUCAUGUUCAAAAACAUGUACACCAAAGAAUCUUUUUGGUUUGAGCAUGCUGAAAUCUUUCUCAAUUUGGUUCAGCUGGCCAGCAUUGACAAUCAUAUCUGUCCAAUUAGUAAUACAGGCUUUAUUGACUUUUGUGCCUGUGUUAGGGACAAAGGCGGACCGUUUUGAUGAAACAGGAACAAAGCAAUACUUCAAUGCAUUUUUCUGCAGCAUUGUUACGAUAAAUGUGCUUUUCACUUUAAGUUACUUCAAUUUUUAUGAUAGUAACAAAAUUUUGUCAGAUUAUUUGAGAUUGGCUACUGUUUCAUACAUUUUUGCUGUAAUUUUGAGCAUAAUUUUAUAUGUGAAGAGUAGAAAAAUGGAUGACAUUGAACUGAAUCCUUAUGGGAAUACGGGAUAUGCACUGUAUGACUUUUGUAUGGGAAGAGAAAUCCAUCCAUUUUUCAAGAAUUUCGAUGUCAAAAUUUGGAUUUCACGGAUUGCCAAUAUUAAUACUCUCAUUUUGGCAGUUCUUAUCUUCAAACAUGGAAUCCACCUACCAGCUGAUGCAACAAAUCUGACUACGGAAAACUACAAGGAAUAUCUAAGCAAAAUCCAAUUCAAGCCUACAACCUUACUGUACGCUAUGAUGCAAAUUGUUUACAUUCUGAACUUUAUUAUGAAGGAGUACAAGAUAACUAGCACUUUCUUUUGGCAAUCUGAAGGACUAGGGUACUUUCAAUUAGUAUCAAGCGCCUUUUAUCCAUUCUAUUUUACGACUAUUUCGAAAUUUGUUGCGGAUACCAACCUGGCUCUAUCAACUAAUGCUUUAAUCGCCGCUUCAGUGCUGUACUCUCUGGGAUUUUUAUUUAUGCUUAUCAGUAACAACAUUAAAUAUGAAUUCAGGAAAAAUCCCCUACAACCACGUUUGGCACAUUUAGACUCCAUGCCAACAUUCCAUGGAAAGAAAUUGCUUGUCUCAGGCCUCUGGGGUGUAUUACGCCAUCCAAACUACACUGGUGACAUCCUGAUACACAUUGCACUGGCAUUACCUGGAAUAUUAUCGAAGCAAUACAUGGCUGCUGCCCCGGCUCUGCUCACAAUUGUACUCCUUCUGCAUCGUGCUUGGCGGGACUAUGCUCGGUGCAGACGUCGUUACGGAGCCGCAUGGGAAAGGUAUUGCAAAAGAGUACCCUCUGUUAUCAUACCUAAGGUACUAUAACUAUUUACACAUUUUUAAACUUGACUAAGUAAGUUUUUAAUUUCAUUGUGCUUCUGAUUUGGACUCGA